ACAAGCUCACGUCUACAUAAUUGCCGGAGCAUGUUUGGCUUUAGGUUUUCGAUUUGCUGGUUCUGCAAACCUGGCAGCUUUUAACUGCUUGUGUAAAUUUGCAAAAGACUUCAUUGAAUGUUUGUCAGCUCAAGCAGCAAGUAUAACAGGUCAUUACAACCUUGAGACCUGUCUGAGCGUGGUGUUGUUAUCCCUUUCCAUGGUGAUGUCUGGCUCUGGGAAUCUGAGGGCUCUGCAGCUUUGCCGCUUUAUGCACAAGAAGACAGGAGGAGAGAUGAAUUAUGGCUUUCACUUGGCACAUCACAUGGCGCUGGGACUUCUCUUCUUGGGAGGGGGAAG
Molecule: messenger RNA, 339 nt
Organism: Bombina bombina (fire-bellied toad)
Lineage: Eukaryota; Metazoa; Chordata; Amphibia; Anura; Bombinatoridae
Product: anaphase-promoting complex subunit 1
Exons: 3
Biological process (GO): metaphase/anaphase transition of mitotic cell cycle; protein K11-linked ubiquitination; anaphase-promoting complex-dependent catabolic process
Cellular component (GO): anaphase-promoting complex
Molecular function (GO): molecular adaptor activity
Source: RefSeq, a predicted model, not a curated record